AUGGCAAAAAUUGAGAUAAUAGAAUCGCCAUUCGAAAGUCUUGAUCUUGCUGAAGACCAACGUUCGAAUAAAAUUUUCUCUUCAAUAUUAAAAACACUAUUGGUUAAUGAUAAUCGUUAUAUGACUGCAAAGGAAAUAGUAGCGGGAAUACAUAAAUAUGAAUUUACGAGACUCGGGGGACUUACGCCGCAAGCUACCGUUCAGGGUAACAUUUCUACAGCUAUUUCUAUGGCAAUAUCAAAGAAGCGUCCAACUCCAAUUGAAAAACGUAAAAUGGAGCCAACUGGAACGGGUUAUCGAAUUGCUCGGGCUUUAUUUCCUCAAGAAUCAAAAUUUCUUUCUCUAAUGGAUUCGGAUCCUCCGGAUCCUUCCCCAAGUAUCAUUAAGAAAAAGAUUCGAAUUAAAGUUAAUAACCGAAAGAAAUCAAGAGUACAUAGAAAACCCAAGAAUGGAAAUAUACGAUCUUAUGAUAGUAAUUCUGAUUUCGAAGAACGAAUCUCAAAAAGAAGGGGUAUAAAAGUAUCCGAAGAUAAAGUACCCGUAGAUAAUGUCAUUGUUGAUUUGUCUUCAGAAUCUUUAGAAGGGAAUGAAAUCGAUGAGCACAACUCAUCAUUUUUGAAAGCAAAUGAACCAUCGGAUUUUAAGAUUGAUAUGUCUAUCAAUCCAAUUUCAUUUGCUAUUGCUCAAGAGACUGGUUAUUCUUAUCCUCGAUUUAGAAGUAGCCCUAGAAGGAGAUAUGCAAAGACAAAAUGUGAAGAUGCAUUUUGUGUUAAAGAUUUAUAUCAUUUAGAUGGUUCAUUCUUAUGUAGAUUAUUUUGUUUAGCAGAUGGUCAUGGAGGUUCGGGAUGUUCAGCAUUCUUAACAACUCGAGUUCCGGAUUGUGUAGAAAGUAUGUUACGUCUUUAUGAGCCAAACCAAUUAGAUGAUUAUUAUGAACAAGAAAAAUUUAAACAAGAUAUGACUGAUUUAAUCAGAGGUCUUGAUGAAGAAUAUUUGAAUGCUAAACGAGAGGAAUACCGCAGUUGGCAGGCCCACGAUGUUUCAGCAGAACCAGUUGAUGAUGGAGCAACACUUGUUAUAAAUUUAUUCUUUGGUGAAUGGUUCAUCAAUAUAAAUGUUGGAGAUUCACGAACCAUUCUUGCAAGUAAAUCAAAUGACAAGUGGAUUGUUGAUUUCGCAAGUGAAGAUCAUAAACCUUUCCUUGAACGUCUUGCAUUAGAAAUAUUCUCGAACGGAGGGAUUUUUGUGGAUAGUCAAGACAAACCUAUAAGAUUUGAUCCAUCACCUCAAGAUCGACCAAUUAGAAUGAAUUUGAAGAAUGCACGUAUUAGAUUACAAAAUGCUGAUAAUGAUCUCGGAGUGCCAUAUAAAAAAAAUAAUGGAAAUAAUUGGUCGCUCAAUGUUGCGGCAACUUGUGGAGAUUUACUUUUCAAAUUGAAUCCAUCUAAACCAGUGAUAAAUUGUGUACCUGAUAUUUAUUUCAGUAAACUUGGAGAAAUUCCGAAUCCAACAGAUAAACGAUUUAUAUUGAUGAGCACUGAUGGACUAUUUGAUCAUUUAUAUCUUUCAAAAGCGGAUAUGCAAAAUCAAGUAAUUUCUACACAUGUAGGUACAAAGCUUGACUCUGGAGAACAUAUCAAAAACAUUGUCAUGCACCUUUGUAAUAGGGAGGGUGAUCCAAAAAAUCCCGAGUACUGCAAUUUUGAUGUUAUAGUUGUUGGUGGUGGGCACGCUGGUUCAGAAGCUUGCGCUGCUGCGGCUCGAGUGGGUGCUAAAACUUUAUUGGUUACACAAAGACUUGAUACUAUAGGAAUAUUAAUUAGAGAAAUAGAUGCAUUAGAUGGAUUAUGUGGUAGAAUUUCUGAUUUAGCAGGAAUCCAAUUUCACAUUUUAAACAGAUCAAAAGGUCCCGCAGGUCCAAGAGCUCAGAUAGAUAGAAAGUUAUAUAAGAAACAUAUGCAAGAAUGUUUAUUUAAUUAUCCUAAUUUAAAAAUAAAAUCCGAAAGUGUUCAAGAUCUUGUUAUUGAAUAUAAUCCAUUAAUUUCGAGUGGACCAGAUAAUGAAAAAAUUUAUGGAGAAGUUCGAGGAAUCAAAUUGGGAGAAAUUCAUAUAGGUAGAGUAAUUUAUCCGGCAGGAAGAUUUGAAGAAGCUCCAUCAUUGGGACUUUCUAGAACUUUAGAAUUGGCCGGGUUUAAACUUGGGAGAUUGAAAACAGGAACACCACCAAGAUUAGAUGGUAAAACCAUAAAUUAUACAAAUUUAAGAAAACAAAUUGGAGAUAUGCCAGCUACACCCUUUUCUUAUCUUCAUACUUCUGUUCCACAUGAGGCAAAUCAAGUAAAUUGUUAUCAAACCAGGACAAAUUCAAAUACCCAUAAAAUUAUUAAAGAUAAUUUAUCUCAAUCAAUUCAUAUUCGGGAAACAGUAAAAGGUCCAAGAUAUUGUCCAUCAAUUGAAUCGAAAGUCAUAAGAUUUACAGAGAAAAAAUCUCAUAUCAUAUGGCUCGAGCCUGAAGGUCUUGAUACUAACGUAAUUUAUCCAAAUGGAAUAUCUGUAACAUUGCCUGAAUCUAUUCAAUAUCAUAUGCUCAGAACAAUCGAAGGAUUGGAAAAUGUAGUAAUGGAACUAAAACCGACUUUAGAAACUAAUCGUGUUAAAGGGUUAUAUUUAGCGGGACAAAUUAAUGGAACCACCGGAUAUGAAGAAGCUGCAGCGCAGGGUAUUAUUGCUGGAAUAAAUGCCGGUCGUGCAGUUCAAAAUCUAACACCAUUUAUACUUAGUCGAGCGGAUGCAUAUAUUGGUGUGUUGAUAGAUGAUUUAAUAACAAUGGGAGUUGAAGAACCUUAUCGGAUGUUUACAUCUCGUUCGGAGUAUCGUUUGUCACUUAGAUCUGAUAAUGCCGAUGUAAGAUUAACACGUAAAGGUUAUGAAGCGGGAUGUAUAUCUGAAUAUCGUUGGAAAUGUUAUCAAGAAACCGAAGAACAGCUUCGCAAAGGGACAGAAAUAUUACAAAAGUAUUCAUAUUCACCACAAAAAUGGAAUUCUUUGGGAAUUCGUGUUGUCCUCGAUGGUGUUAUUAGAAAUGCUAUAGAUAUAAUUGGAUCUCGUCAUAUAACUAUAGAAGAAUUGACACGAAUACUUCCUGAAUUAUCAGAAAUCAAAAAUUCCGUACAUAAAAGAUUAGCAAUUGAAGCAAUCUAUAAAGAAUAUCUAGAGAAACAAGAACUCGAAAUACAAGCAUUUAAGAAAGACGAAGAAAUAAUAAUCCCUGUUGAUUUAAAUUAUGAUACACCUAAUACUCUUGUAAGCUAA
Molecule: messenger RNA, 3312 nt
Organism: Diversispora eburnea
Lineage: Eukaryota; Fungi; Glomeromycota; Glomeromycetes; Diversisporales; Diversisporaceae
Source: the annotation of a GenBank genome assembly